Molecule: messenger RNA, 1901 nt
Organism: Astyanax mexicanus (Mexican tetra)
Lineage: Eukaryota; Metazoa; Chordata; Actinopteri; Characiformes; Acestrorhamphidae
Exons: 4
Coding region: 53-1564 (503 amino acids)
Biological process (GO): DNA recombination; DNA integration
Molecular function (GO): DNA binding
Source: RefSeq, a predicted model, not a curated record
GCUAAAUAAAGGUGGGCUGUCAGCCAAAAACCAACAGUAUGUGCGAGAGAAGAUGCGAGAAAUGGGACGGCUCAUGUGCAGUGCCAGGAGAGUCACCAGCUUGAAAAAAAUGGAAGAUCUGAUAAAUCCACAAACCUACAUGGAGACUGUUGAAGCUGUUAGAAUCACAUGUGGGUUCAACAAUGAAACAAACAAGUUCUCUGUUCCAUCACUAGCAAACAAGCUUGGAAAUGUCCUAGUUAAAGUAAGCAAACUCUUAAAAGCUCAGGGUUUGAUCACAGAUAACAAGGAGCUUGUGAAGAAUGCCAGUGAGUUUCAAGAAGUUCAUCGGGAGAAGUGGAAUGAGAUGAUUUCAUCUGCAGCCUUAAGGAACAUCAGGGAAGCAAAGUGGAAUGUGCCCACCCUAAUGCCCUUUACCGAAGAUGUCCAAAAACUGCAUGCAUAUCUUAGUCAAGUGCAAGAUGAGUGGUACAAUUCACUCACAGAAAGUCCAUGUACAAAGGCCUGGAUGGAACUGGCAAAAGUGUGUCUGACCCAGAUCAUUCUUUUUAACCGACGCAGGGAAGGAGAGGUGGCAAGCAUGCCGUUAUCAGCAUAUUUAUCUAGAGACACUACCGAUCCACACGAGGAUGUGGACUGGGCGCUCUCUGAAGUGGAAAAAAAACUCUGCAGACACUUCUCUAGGAUCAUCAUCAGAGGAAAACGUGGUCGCCCAGUUCCAAUUCUGUUGACUCCAAAAAUGAUGUCUGCUUUAGAACUCCUUGUUAAACAAAGAGAGGCUUGUGGAGUUCUAAAAGAUAACAGUUACAUGUUUGCAAGACCGGAAGCGGCAACACAUUUCAGAGGUUCAGACUGCAUUCGUGGCUUCGCGAAGGCAUGUGGUGCGAAGUGUCCAGAGUCACUGACCUCAACCAGGCUGAGAAAGCAUGCUGCAACCCUUUCAACGGUGCUAAACAUGACAGACACAGAGAUGGACCAACUAGCCAACUUCCUGGGACAUGACAUAAGAAUCCAUCGUGAGUUCUAUCGACUCCCAGAAAAGACCCUGCAACUUGCCAAGAUCAGCAAAGUUCUUGUGGCUCUCGAGAAAGGACGAUUAGCUGAGUUUCAGGGCAAGAAUUUGGAUGAAAUUGGCAUAGAUCCUGAUGAAAAGGUUCAGGCCAGUGAUGAGGAAGAUGGAAGCAUACAGGAGGAAAUCUGCUCAUCCACUCCUGAUGAACUAUUGGCAGAAGAGACACUUCCUCCUGCAGAGAGGGAAGAAAUGCCUCCACCACCACCACCCUCCAAGAGGUACAAACCAUCAUCAGAAGUCAGUACUAAAAAUCCUUCAUCCAAAGGUAAACCUUUGCAAAAGAAGACUCCAUGGCAGCAGACAGAGGUGCAGGCAGUGGAAAAGCACAUGAAGCGCUUCAUUACAUCUUGCAUUGUUCCUGGAAAAGCUGACUGCGAAAAGUGCAUAAGAGCUGAACCAGAAGCCCUUAAAAACAGGGAAUGGCAGAAUGUAAAAUUUUAUGUCCAUAAUCGCAUUAUGUCACACAAGAGGAAAUUCCAGAAAAAAAUGUAAAGACUUUCAGGUAGGACCAUUUUUGUUCCUGUUCAUGCUUCAGCAAAAUAUACCACAUUGGUGGUUGUUCUAUUGUAUGUAUAUGUUUUAUAUAUAUACAGUGUUAAUUGAUGUUAAUUUGAGUUCAGCUUUACAUAACUCAUAACAACUACAUUGAGUUGUGAUAGUGAAAGUGCUUAAACCUGUUGCUGGGUGAUUGACUGUGGAUAAAAAUAUAAAAACAAAUGCUUGUAUCUGGAAAAAAAAAGAAAAUAAAAGCUCUAACAGUGGGAACUUAGUGUUUGAAGGUUGGAUUGACUAUAUGAGUUUGCAAAUAUAUGGAAAAUUCCACUAUUCU